Messenger RNA from Mytilus trossulus (common blue mussel), 825 nucleotides. Its product is annotated as thrombin inhibitor hemalin-like. Gene Ontology annotation, biological process: negative regulation of peptidase activity. Bases 50 to 799 code for a protein of 249 amino acids. The record is from RefSeq and is a predicted model, not a curated record. Gene Ontology annotation, molecular function: serine-type endopeptidase inhibitor activity. The transcript is spliced from 6 exons. Gene Ontology annotation, cellular component: extracellular region. NCBI's taxonomy places the organism in Eukaryota, Metazoa, Mollusca, Bivalvia, Mytilida, Mytilidae.
UAUAAAUACUGAGUACCGAUCAUAUUUUCUAUUAACUUGUCUUGUUACAAUGUGGUCGGUUUUGGUAGUGUUCUUUUGUGUUAUUGGUAGUGUACAAGCGAAUAAUUUAGACUGCCAUCUACCAAAACAUUCAGGAGUUUGUCAAGCGAGAGAUCCAAGAUUUUAUUUCGAUGUUUAUGCGAAACAGUGUAGAAAAUUCAUCUAUGGUGGAUGCGGAGGAAAUGCAAACAAUUUCAAAACGUUGGCUGAAUGCAAAGUAAAAUGUAUGGUUAAAACAAAACCCAAACGAUGUCUUACCUGUUGUGGACCUCCUCCUUGUUGUAGUACCUGUAACAAGCCUGGGAUUUGUGCACCACCUAUCAUAGUACCUGGACAAAUAGAUACCAUUUGUGUUGAAGAAUGCAAUCGUGACGACGACUGUCAGGGUGAGAAAAAAUGUUGUCCGUACAUUUGUGGACGUGUUUGUUCUAUUCCAACCGGCGGAUUUAAACCCAAACCAGUAAAGCCUGGGUUUUGUCCACCUGUACCAACGGAUAUCGCCGGUGUAUGUGUUGAUGAAUGCAGCAGUGACGACACUUGUCAGGGUGAAAAGAAAUGUUGCUCAAACGGUUGUGGACAUUUUUGUUCCAUGGUAACGGGUGGAGUUAUGCCCCUGCCAGCACCCUGUCGAAUAGGAAAACCACUACCUCACAUAUUUUGUGGGCGUGGUCCUUAUCGUCAAAAGUGUCCCAAGGGCUAUUACUGUAACAACGACCGAGGUGAUAGAUUUCCUGUUUGCUGCCAAAGACGUUAUAGCUAAUAAUUUCAGAAAUAAAAUGAGUUAAU